AGGAGGAAAAGGAGGAGCCGAGGAGGAGGGGAGCGAGGGGACGAUGGAGACGGUGGAGGAGGACAUCGAGGAGUACAGCUGGCGGGAGGUGGUGCUGCCGCACUUGGUCCCCGUGAUGCCCGACCCGCAGCCGGAGCUCGAGCGCGAGACGGGGGAGCGACGCCGCGGCAGGGACCUCCUCGUCGCCGUCGACUUCGGGCCCAACUCCAAGCACGCCUUCGACUGGGCGCUCGCGCACAUCGCGCGCAUCGCCGACACGGUCCACCUCGUCCACGCCGUAUCCAGUGUGCAUAACGAGCUGGUGUACGAGAAAAGUCGGGAGCUAAUGGAGGAUUUAGCCGUCGAGGCAUUCAAGACGUUACUGGUCUGUACCAAGGCUCGAAUUGUUGAAGGAGAUGCUGGAAAGGUUAUUUGCCGAGAAACAGAGCGACUGAAGCCAGCUGCUGUUAUUCUUGGCACACGUGGUAGAAGCCUUAUGCAAAGUGUGUUGCAGGGAAGUGUCAGUGAGUAUUGCUUCCACAACUGUAAAGCAGCACCAAUUAUUAUUGUGCCAGGCAAAGAAGUUAACAUGCACUGGGAUGGCUGUGGACAGCAGUAGGAAGCAUCUAGUUAUGUUCAAUAACAAAGAAAUAGUUUGUCUUAUCCCUGCAAAUCUGCCAUGAAUCAGAUAAUGUAAGCCAUUCCUGAUCUUUCUGAUGGCCAAACAAGUGAACGUUAGAGAACAUUUUGUUUCCUCUGGACACUGGAAAACUAUGUUUUUUUUUGGCGGACUAAACAUGUUAAGUUCUUGCCUUUUCAUGAACAAAAAACGUUCUGUGAUUCAAAAGAAACUUAGCAGUGCUCAUGAAAAUCUUGAAAUAAGAUUCAGGUGGGAUCUCAGUGCACUCAAAUCUAGUGCGGAGGUUAUUGUCAUUGUAUACUGUGCAGGCAAAUUAUCCUUUACCUUCAUUACAA
Molecule: messenger RNA, 954 nt
Organism: Phragmites australis (common reed)
Lineage: Eukaryota; Viridiplantae; Streptophyta; Magnoliopsida; Poales; Poaceae
Exons: 5
Coding region: 44-598 (184 amino acids)
Source: RefSeq, a predicted model, not a curated record